AUGACAGAGAACCCAGUAACCCUAAACGACGACCAGACCGGAGCUGAUCCCGCGACGCCAGCGCCAUCGCCACGGCAGCCCGCCGCUACAACCCCUCCAACGCAGCCAUUAUUAGGGUCGCUGCCGUUAACCCCACCUCAGUCGCCAAGACUCGGGAGCGACUCGAAGGCAUCUCUCGAUACGGCAGCUUCCCGGCGCUCGACCCGGUCGCAUCAAGAAUAUUUGGACUCCUUGCAACCGCCGUCGGAGCUCGAGUUUGAGCGCCUGGCAAAGGUGCAACAGGAACGGGAGCAAGAGCAUAAGCGCCGCAACCGUCACCUGCUACAGCAGUCGCACACUAUAGCCCAGCAGUCUGCCGACGCUGAGCACGAAUUUGCUGAGGCAAAUCAACACCACAGCCUGCACAAUUUCCUUGCACAUGCGCGCAGGAGCAGCGAAGGACGAGCCAUGGCUGCCGCACAAGCCGAUGAGGAGACGGGCAACGUCCAGUCAAAGGCCGCUGCUCUGAUACAACGCAACUACCGUGGUUAUCGUGUGAGGCGCGAGAUGAAGGGCCUUGGUAUUGACGCCAAUACAAGAUGGACCCAUGUGAUUAGAGAUGCACAAUGGAAAAGCAUGAACACGCCCAGGUCUCGCGGCGACAGUCUCCUUAGCCCUGGUAACACGGCAGUCGAGGCAGACGCCGACGCCGAUUCCGCCAAACCUCGGUCCAGUCAAUCUGCCGCAAGGCAAAACUGGAAGAAGGCUGCAAUCAUAGCCAGAAGGGCUGGAGGCGACGAAGAUUCUGACCACUCUGAUGAUGACUCGGACUCGUCAGAUGUUGAAACCAACCCCAAUAUGACUGCCGAGCAGAGGAAUGCUUUGCGCCAAAGACGCGCUUCUCUCAAGGAAAAGAGGAGGAAACAUGCCAAAAUGAUGGGUCUGCAGUACUUUCUCGAAAUGGUCGACCUGAAACACAGAUACGGAUCCAAUCUACGGCAAUACCACGAAGAGUGGAAAAGAGCAGACACCCACGAAAACUACUUCUACUGGCUUGAUUAUGGCGCUGGCAAGAAUAUAGAGCUAGCGUCGUGCCCGAGAGAACGUCUAGAAAGGGAGAGAGUCAGAUACUUGAGUCGCGAAGAAAGGCAAGAUUACUUGGUCAAGGUGGACUCGGAAGGCCGCUUGUGUUGGGUAAAGAACGGGCUUCGUAUCGAUACGACUGAAGAGUGGAAAGACAGUAUCAACGGCAUCGUUCCUAUCGAUGAUGAUACACCGGCCUAUGUUGCUCAGGUCGAAUCACACUCGCAAAAUCAAGAUGGCGUGCCUAGACCACAGUACCACCCUCCAGAACAUGUCGACGACGAUGCAAUCUCUGAAGCGAAUUCGGACGCAUCCGAGUCGGAACUCGAGGCUGCACGGGCUGCCAAAUAUGCCACCCCUUCAUUGGACGACGCAAAGGGAUUUAAAAAAGUCAAGCAUGUCUCAGCGGCCACAAUAUUCAACAAACUGCUUCGAAAGUCCGUCAAGAAGAAUACAUGGAUUUUCGUGGCUGAUACCUCAUUUCGGCUAUAUGUAGGCAUCAAGUCUAGCGGCGCAUUUCAACACUCGUCCUUCCUGCAAGGCUCAAGGAUCUCUGCUGCAGGUCUUAUCAAAAUCAAGGAUGGGAGAUUGUCCAGCCUGUCUCCCUUGUCCGGCCAUUAUCGCCCUCCUGCCUCGAACUUUAGAGCAUUCGUUCAUUCACUCAAAGAUGAAGGCGUCGAUAUGAGCCAUGUCAGCAUCAGUAAAAGCUAUGCGGUACUAGUUGGCCUGGAGGCUUACAUCAAGACACGCAGAAAGGGCAAAGAAGCUUUGCAAAAGAUGACACACGGCAAAGAGAAAAUCCUGGACCCUGCAGCAGCCGUGAAACGGAAAGAAGCAGCAAAGGAUAAGAGUAAAAGUGCAGAAUUGGAAAGGCGACACUUGGAGAAGGAAUCAGAAGCCCGAGAAGAGAACCGGGCUGGUGCGAAGUUUAUGCAGAAACUGGGCCUCAGAUCGCGAGCAUCGUCCGUACAGCAGUCGAGUGGAAUUGCCAGCUAA
Pestalotiopsis fici W106-1 is the source of this 2058-nucleotide messenger RNA. RefSeq lists its product as uncharacterized. Gene Ontology annotation, molecular function: protein binding. The record is from RefSeq and is a predicted model, not a curated record. NCBI's taxonomy places the organism in Eukaryota, Fungi, Ascomycota, Sordariomycetes, Amphisphaeriales, Sporocadaceae. The transcript has a single exon. The coding region runs from base 1 to 2058 and encodes 685 amino acids.